Molecule: messenger RNA, 2647 nt
Organism: Phyllostomus hastatus (greater spear-nosed bat)
Lineage: Eukaryota; Metazoa; Chordata; Mammalia; Chiroptera; Phyllostomidae
Gene: TMEM221
Product: transmembrane protein 221
Exons: 3
Coding region: 211-1086 (291 amino acids)
Source: RefSeq, a predicted model, not a curated record
GGUCCUCGGAGGGAGGAGAAAAGACCGUCUGAAGUUUUCGCGGAGCUUCAGCGUCCGGAUUGCGACGAGUACCCCCCAGCCCCGGAAGCCCCUCCAACUUUCAGACACCUCUGCGACCCCGCUCCGUCCUGGAUCCCCGCCACUCCCAGCUCCACUGCCCCGGAAAACCUCUGACUCCUCGGCUGCCCCCAGGCCCGCAGGACCCCGGCCAUGGCCCGCUCAUACGGCGGCCGGGUGCUGGUCGCAAUGACCCUGCUGGGCGUCGCGGCGGCUGUCUUGGCCGUGCUGGGCGCGCAACUGCUGUUCCAGCUGCAGGCGGGCCGCGCGGAGCUGCGGGGGCUGCGCGCGGAUGGGCUGGGUCCGGAGCUGGGCGAGGGCCCGGGGCUGCCUGAGGACGCAGCCGGGGCGCUGCUGCCGCUGGCUGCGGCGCUCGCAGCGCUCACCUUGGUGCUGGGCCUCACCUGCCUGCUGCUCGCCGCGCUCUGCGGCCACCUGGGUGCGGAGCUGGCCAGGGGGCCCGGCCCCGGCAGGUCUGACAGUUAUUUCUACGAAGGCCGCCUUCUCAGACAUAUCACCCUUGGCCUCUUCUGCUGUGGGGUCUCCGUCUACUUAGCAGCACUGUCCAUCUACGCCCUGCUGCUCUUCGAGAUCGAGGCAGGAGCAGCAGCCGCCUCCAUCCUCGGCUUGGGUGCACUGGCCUUGGUGGCCAUGCUGACCCACACUCUGCUCCAGGCCGCCCGGGCCACCCGCCGUGGCCUCCAUGAGUUGUCCCCACCGCAUUUUGAAGACGACCCUGUCCGCUCUGCUGAAGUCUCCAAGGCCAGACCCAGGGCUCCACCCCAGCAGGGUACCCACCAUCAAACUCCCUACUCAUUCUGCCCAGAACCUGGGGACCCCCUCAGACCCUCAGUCACUGCCUCAGCACCUGCAGCUGUGGGUGGGGGCUGGGAGAGCAGCCUGCCUGUAUCCCGCAUGCACCGGACACUGUUGGCUGGUGGAGGACACUGGGAAGGGGUCACCCAUGAGAUGCGCAGCAUGCUGGGCCACAAGCCAGGGGGUUCGGGGAAAGACUCCACACUGGUAUGAGCUCAGGGAUCAGGGAUAGAGAGCUGGUGUCAGGCAGCAGAAAGAGCACUCGGUAGAGAUAUAUCCAGGAUCAGCCACAGUAGCAGUACAACUUGAUUUAUCUUUCAGUUCACAGCAUCCCUGGCUUUUGUCCUCAAGUUUGCCUUAUGGCACAACACAGCUUCCAGGCUCCAGCCUUCAUGUUCUUACUCAGAAAGAUAGAAGCCAAGGCUGGCUCAGCAUCUUUUAGAAGUCUUCCUGGGAGGCCUUGGGUCCUUUCUGCUUAUACCUCACUGACCAGAACAGUCACAUGGCCACAUCUUACUACAGGGGAGACUGAGAAAUGUAGCUGAGCAGAGAAAUGAGGUUCUGUAAUAGGAAGGAAGCUGGGGUGGGGCUUAGGCAGUGGCUCUCUAAAUGUCCUCAUCCAUUUUACAGAUGAGGAAACCGAGGCCCAGAGAGGGGCAGUGACUCACCAGGGGUCCCCCGGCCAGUACUGAGCAUCAGAACCAGGAUUCGAACCUGGGUCCUGUAACCCCAAUGCUGCUGACAGUGCAAGUCUCUGCGACUCCUUCCGGUCUGUGAGCCUUUGAAACCUUUGUGUGCAGAGCUCAGAACAGCCCAGGUCCACAACACCCCUAAAGGACUGCGUCCAACUCCUGGCUGUGGGUCUGUGGCGGAGGGCAUCACCAUUCUGUGUCUCAGUUUCCUUGUCUGUAAAAUGGGGACAGAAUCAGUCCCUCUGCCUAGGGCUCCCAUGAGACUCUGUACAAUCCAUUCCAGGGGUCUGAGCACAGUAGGUCAUCCGUGUGUGUCAGCCUGUGAUGCUCUCAGUCGAGGCACUCGGUUGUUGGGAAAGAUGGGUUGAUGGCCAGUUUCUGGGACUCUGACAUGGAACUGACAGGGCCUGGAGUGGAUGACUCGGAGCCCUAGGAGUCUCCAGAGGCCCUGGCCCCACUCCCGUCUUCUCUUCCAGAACCCGGAAGUAAACUCUGACCCUCACUGUCUCCACGUCACUUGAGCCACACCCGAAUGUGCUUUGUGGCCAAGCCCAGGUUUGGGGUAAGGGGCAGAGUGACAACAGUGAAGGUGGGGAGGUGGGAAUGGGAGACGGGAUUUGCCCCUUGUAGACCCUCCUGGGAACCAUCUCCCACAAAUCUUCGUGCAUGUAAGUUUCACUGGGUGUGGGGACAGCCUCGUACCUGGCCCCUACCCCAAAUGUAUGGAGUCCCCAGAAAUCUUCCAGCCUGACCCUUCCUGAGUCACAUGGGGACUCUAGAGCCCAAGGAGCAGAGGAGGCUCAACCACAGCAAAGGAAGCUCCUCAGGACCCCUCCCAAUGGGCAGAGAAGGGACAACACCCGGCAGGGAGGCCUUGUUCUCAAGCCGGACCCCAGGAAAAGACCCCACUGAUCACAGGCCUGGGUGUCCCACCAGCCUUGGCCGUCUCCCUGGGUUCCCAGGAAGCUGCAGACUUCCUCUUCACCAGUGGAAUGCGGUCAAGUGAGCAUCCCACAGGGCACCUGAUAACAUGGGUGCCAGUGAGCACGCACUCUCAGCACACGUGAUGACUAUCAACAAAG